Dimorphilus gyrociliatus is the source of this 1800-nucleotide messenger RNA. Lineage: Eukaryota; Metazoa; Annelida; Polychaeta; Dinophilidae. The record is from the annotation of a GenBank genome assembly.
ACCUUCACCUUUAAAAAGAGUGAUAAGUUUUACCACAUUUAUUGUUCAUCUUUAUAAUCCCUGUUAAAUUUUUUUGAGUAAUUACGAAAUGGCCAGUAGGGAAGAGAAGAUUCAACUUUUGAAAGAUAAUAUUGGAGCUAUUCAAGAUUUUCCUAUUAAGGGUAUUUUAUUUAGAGAUAUCUUCACGAUUUUUCUUGAACCAAAAAUUCUUCAAGCUUGUAUUGAUAUCAUGAUCGAUACGGUCAAAGAAUGUUCUAAAGAUAUUGGUGGAAUAGUGGGACUCGAUGCUAGAGGCUUUCUCUUUGGACCAUCCAUAGCUCUGGCUCUAAAAGUACCUUUCAUACCAGUGAGAAAAGCAGGUAAACUGCCCGGAGAGACAAUUAAAGAGUCAUACGAUUUAGAAUACGGUAGCAACACUGUCGAAAUUCAAAAGAAUAGCAUAAAACCAGGGCAAAGAUUGUUAAUUGUUGACGAUUUACUAGCAACUGGAGGAACUUUAAAGGCCGCUUGUAACCUGAUCGAAAAAGUGGGAGGUAUAACAGACAGUUGUCUUGUUCUUAUUGAGUUAACAGCUUUGAAAGGGAGAGAAAAUGUGCCAUCAAAAGUUGUAUCAUUGAUUAAGUAUGAUGACUAACAAGAAGUUGCAUUAAUAAAACAAAUAUUGAUACUUUCUUUUAUAUUACUAUUUUGUAUUAUCAAGUAUUCAAAGAUCAUUUACUGACAAACACACCAACACUUUCUCUUGUCUUGGUCAACGCAAAAUUUGCCAGAUGAACUUUUGGCGACUUGGUUCAAAAUGCUACAAUAGCCACUGUAGUAAGCUCUCUUGUCUAGAGUGACAUCGUUGUAUCUGUCACAUUUGCAAGUACAGCGUGUAUUAUCAGAAGAUUUACAGGUCGAACCGGAGAAAAGUAAAGCCAAAUAGCGGAUUUUUUGGCAUUGGUCAGCGUCACUGGGAAGACUUUGGAACUAAAAAAAUUAUAUAUUUAAGUUUAAAUAUGAUAUAUAGAAAAACUUUUCUUUUACACGUUAACUUACUUUGUUACGGAUUUCAGAUAUGCUAGCACCCUUCUUUAGAAUCUUAGAAUUUUAAAAGAGAUAAAAUGAAGUAAAAGUUCCGUUCAAAUUUAUUUACAAACCUCCUCGUAUUGUUCUUUAAGUUCUAAAUAUUCUAAUCGUUUAACGAGACUUUCCAAAUCUCUGACCUUGAUAUUGUAAAAUUAUUCCAUAAAAAUGAAAUUUAAAUAAGAACAACAAAGUUACUAAUUACCUCUAGCUCAGCAGAAACUAGGGAAACAAGGGAAAAAAUUACAAGUAUCGUCUUCAUUGCUGUUUGUUGCUUAUACUCUUGAAACGAAUAGAAAAAUUUGACUUGGGCGGGGAAAUUUAUAUCAAACGAACCUCAUCGGUUUAUACUGGCUUUUAAUAUUGAAGAACUAGUUUUGAAAAGAUUUGACUUGACCUGAAGAAUAGGAGAAGAGGCUCUUUAUUAAUAUAUGAAUACGAUAUGGACAAUAUUAAAUUGAAAGUAAAUAUAAAAUUAAUAGUCGUUUAUACGAUCCCUGAUUGUUUUGUUAUUGGCAAAAGAGAUUGUUAAAUUUUUUGUCUACUUUAUUUGUUCGCAAGUAUGAAAAAAAUCAUAAAAUCUAAUGAAUCUUUCUUAUUUUUUUGUAAAGAUUCCAAUUUUAUUCGGGAACAGAUUGUAAAAGUUGUAGUAAAUCUUUCAACCAUUGCAAUAGGUGUAUUCAGACUUCUUUUAAAUAAAUAAUAAAUGAUUUUUUUAUUCAUAAAAUGACAACA